This is a messenger RNA of Hylaeus volcanicus, 1389 nucleotides long. RefSeq lists its product as uncharacterized. The transcript has 6 exons. Gene Ontology annotation, biological process: non-motile cilium assembly; cytoplasmic microtubule organization. Lineage: Eukaryota; Metazoa; Arthropoda; Insecta; Hymenoptera; Colletidae. The coding region runs from base 300 to 1313 and encodes 337 amino acids. The record is from RefSeq and is a predicted model, not a curated record. Gene Ontology annotation, cellular component: centriolar satellite.
UUUGUGAAAUGAAUGUUUGAUCGGUAAUCUAAACGCUCUGGUCGUGAAAGAUGAAAUAAUCUUUAAAGAUGUGAACGUAGUUACUGUGCAGCGAAGUGGGCGAGAAUGUCAACGUAAAUAAUCUAUCGAAUCAACCGGGUGGAUGGCGAGGAAGAGCCGAGCAGAUCCGUUUGUUGCAACAGAAGGUGACGGAGUUGCAGUCGAGAUUAUCGGACUACGAAGGAACCCAAAAGAUAUCCAUUGGUACGGAGUAAAAAAUUUGAUUGCAACAAGUUUAACGUCGUUCUUUCUUAGCGUCUAUGGAUCGGAAGAAUUUCUCCAAUCUUCGUAACGUCGAGAAAGAAAGACGGCAACAAAUCGAGAAUUUAAUGAAGCAACUUCGGCAAUCCGAAAUAGCCAUCGAAGGUCACAAGAGGAAAUUGGAAGCUUCGAAGGCUAGGAUCAAAGUACUAGAACACGAACUGAAUGUAACGAAAGGAAACAUCGCGGUACUGAACGAGAAGAGAUCUCACGACGAUCAUUUGAUCGAGACGCUUAGCAAUCGACUAAAGACGAUGGAGAUGAAGCACCAGGACCGCGAGAUAGAUAUGAAAAAUAAAGAGGAGAAGAGCGAACGCGAGUGUACGGCCUUGAGGAACGACUUGCAAUCCGCGCAGUUGCAAAUCGAUCGACUACGGAGGAGACUGGAAGAGCGGGAGAUCGAGAUCGAUAAGCUGAGAGACGGAACUGCUUCGAGUCUCGGAUCGUUAGGAGUCCAGAGGACUAUUCGAACGGAUAUCUACGUAAAUAGUAUGAAUCCUACCAGCCCUCCGCUUAGUUUCCGAAAUUCGUGGGAACCGAACGAAUACGUAACGCUGGCUCUUGCUGCCGAGGCUGAAAGGGAAAGACUGUUGGAAUUAAUAAUCGUACUGAACAGGCGAUUGGACAAGGAGAGAAGCGACGUUGACGGUCUUUCGAAUUGUUUGCGCGACGAAAGGAAGAAAUCGGCGAAAUUGGUAUCGAAGCUUCGAAAAUUGGAGACAGAAAGAGCGGGGAACGUGAGGAUCGAUACGGGGUACAAGCCAAGGUUAUUGCCUAGGUCGUCGAAGACCAACGAUGAAUGUAUCGAUGCCGAACAGGCACGGUUCAAAAUGGAAUUGCUCCAGGAGGAAUGUCUCGCAACGAAGGCGAGAUUAAGCAUAGUUCAGCAGGAAAAAGCUUCGGACCUUGCGACGUACAAGCAGAUGCUCGAUCAAGUUAGAAAAACGUUUCAGGACGCGUGCAGGGGCAAACCAUUGGCUACCGGUGGCAAUCGCUCCACAAUCACGAUGUGAUUCCAAUAUCAGAAUUAUAAUUAUAAUGAAACUGUGCGCGACUGCGUGGCUGUAUUUAAACGUAAUGGCUUCGAAC